This is a messenger RNA of Amoebophrya sp. A25, 1004 nucleotides long. The record is from the annotation of a GenBank genome assembly. Lineage: Eukaryota; Dinophyceae; Syndiniales; Amoebophryaceae.
AGAGUAGAUCAACGAGAAUGACAGGGGUCGCUUUUUCCGCCCUUUGAAUUCUUGAUGAAAAAUGAAUGCAUCACAACUCUGGUAUCCUUUUGAAACCAAUCCGAAUCUUUUCAGUGUUCGAAUAAAAAUCUUGCUGUUUUUUAAUUGGCUAACUACGAAAUACAAACUAAACUUGACCAUUUUUGAGUGUUUGGAAGUUGAAAUCAAAAUAGUAUCAACGCGUUGGAAUAACUGGUCGUGACGACCUCUGGUGCUAGGCUUUAUAUAUACGAUUUAUUUGGAUCACGAACGAAAACGUUGAAGUUGACGCUGCGUUGUUUUUCCCUUUGUGUCGCGCCUUUCUUUGUUUUUCUUUGAAAAAGGGGAAUCUUCUUUCUUUAGUACAUCAUUCUAUACUCCUUAUCAGCCUGUGCCUGCUGAAUUUAGCAAAUAAGAAGUGUUAGCGCUAGGAAAUUCCUUUGGUUUCCUAGCCUCAUAAUCUGUAGUGACUAGAAAUAGUCUCAACCGCGACCGUUUACUUACUUUCCUCGACAUCAAGUUUUCUUGAUUCACGUUUUGGUUCCUCACGAAGGACGCUAAAAACAAACAAAAUGCCGGACGAGAACAGCCUCGACCAUCCGACCUACGGGUGGACUAAGACUGCCAACACGAAGAACAAGAGCGCUAUGGCUGAAGCUCAGCGCCGCAACAAUAUUGAAACCGACAACAAAUUCGGUGCGGCCAACCACAGUUUGGGCCCGACGAACGCCAAGGCUUUAGAUGAGGAUACUGGCAGUUACAAGCACAAAGAGAUCCCCAAGGAGUUCAAGCAGGCUUUGAUGAAAUUGCGUACCCAGAAGGGCAUGACCCAGGCGGACUUGGCGCAAAAGUGCAACUUGGCGCCUGCGAUCAUCCGCGACUACGAGUCCGGCAAGGCGGUUCCAACGGGUGACGUCAUUGCGAAGCUCAACAGGGCUCUCGGUGCAGCCUUGCCCAAGAUCCCGAAGCAAAAGAAGAAGGACUAA